Messenger RNA from Euleptes europaea (tarantolino), 986 nucleotides. It is a transcript of the gene PYCR1, whose product is annotated as pyrroline-5-carboxylate reductase 1. Lineage: Eukaryota; Metazoa; Chordata; Lepidosauria; Squamata; Sphaerodactylidae. Gene Ontology annotation, molecular function: pyrroline-5-carboxylate reductase activity. The record is from RefSeq and is a predicted model, not a curated record. The transcript has 7 exons. Bases 1 to 942 code for a protein of 313 amino acids. Gene Ontology annotation, biological process: L-proline biosynthetic process.
AUGAGUGUGGGAUUCAUCGGUGCUGGACAGCUUGCCUUCUCCCUGGCUAGGGGUUUUACUGCAGCAGGGAUCUUAGCUUCUCAUAAGAUCACAGCAAGUUCACCGGAUACUGAUCUUCCAACAGUGGCAGGGUUGAGGAAAAUGGGUGUGAAUGUCACCCUAAGUAACAAAGAGACAGUUAAAAACAGCGAUGUCUUGUUUUUGGCUGUGAAACCUCCCAUAAUUCCAUUUAUUCUUGAUGAAAUCGGACCGGACAUAGAGGAUCGGCACAUUGUGGUCUCAUGUGCUGCUGGUGUCACUAUCAGCUCUAUUGAGAAGAAACUUACUGCAUUCUGCCCCGCCCCAAAAGUAAUCAGAUGCAUGACCAACACACCAGUGAUUGUACGGGAAGGGGCCACUGUUUAUGCUACAGGGAGUCAUGCUGAAGUGGAAGAUGGGAAGCUCUUGGAACAGCUGAUGACCAGCGUGGGCUUCUGCACUGAGGUGGAAGAGGACUUGAUUGAUGCUGUGACUGGACUCAGUGGCAGUGGGCCUGCUUACGCGUUCACAGCCCUGGAUGCCCUGGCAGACGGAGGGGUGAAGAUGGGACUUCCUCGCAGGCUAGCUGUCCGGCUGGGAGCUCAAGCAUUGCUGGGAGCUGCCAAGAUGCUCUUGGAUUCUGAACAGCAUCCCGGACAGCUGAAGGACAAUGUGUGCUCUCCAGGGGGCGCCACCAUCUAUGCCCUGCACUUCUUGGAGAGUGGCGGUUUCCGGUCGCUGCUCAUCAAUGCUGUGGAGGCAUCCUGCGUCAGAACGAGGGAACUGCAGUGCAUGGCUGACCAGGAGAAGGUCUCCCCAGCUUCCAUUAAGAAGACUUUAAUGGACAAAGUGAAACUAGAGUCUGCUGCUGCCAACAAAGUCAGCCUGUUCAACAAAAAGAAUCCUGGCAGCAAGAAGUUCUGAGGAAACUCUAGGCCUUCCAUGGCCAUGCUUUCUUGUCUCUUUCU